AUGAUGUUCACAGCCGCUCCGACCAUGCGCCUCGAAGGCAAGGGCUUUUCCGCAAGCCCCGCCUCCACCAGGGCAGGCAGCAGCUCGCCCCCUGUCCCGACUGUUCCGGCUGCAUUCUUCGCGCCGUACCAGCCGCCUGCAUCCGGAACGUGCCGCGGCUAUGACGAGAGCUCCCCGGGCUCCCAGGAGUGCUUGGUGAGUGUGGCAGGUGACGACAUGCUCGCCACGCGCCCCUUGAAGCCCACCGGGAUCAGCCCACCACCAGGCCUGGAGCACUUGGGCUCACCAGUGCGCUCCCCAGCCCUGUCAGAAGCCGAAGCCAGGCCCAAUUUAGAGCCUCUCCUUCCCUUCCCCACCCCCCCGGCCUAUCGGCCACAGGUUGCCGAUAGGCCGAUGAUCCCACCGCCCCCCAGCACGCAACCGCGCCUGCGGACGGUCCCACCCCCUCCUUCGGCUCCAGCACCGGAGAUCAUGUCGCAGGAGGCGUUCCGAACUCCUCCCCCUGCUCCGCGUGAAGAGCCUUGCUUGCGUUUAGCGCUCUCCACCUACCUGCUUCGCGAGAGCGAAGCGGCAGCCGGGCAGCAUGACGACUGCAAGCCAUGCGCCUUCUUCCACACCAAAGGAUGCCCCUGGGAUGCAGGAUCAAAGCUGGUGCCCUCAACGUGUCUCUGA
Symbiodinium natans is the source of this 672-nucleotide messenger RNA. The record is from the annotation of a GenBank genome assembly. Lineage: Eukaryota; Dinophyceae; Suessiales; Symbiodiniaceae.